This is a messenger RNA of Arxiozyma heterogenica, 1590 nucleotides long. It is a transcript of the gene PGD1, whose product is annotated as Pgd1p. The coding region runs from base 1 to 1590 and encodes 529 amino acids. The transcript has a single exon. Gene Ontology annotation, cellular component: mediator complex. NCBI's taxonomy places the organism in Eukaryota, Fungi, Ascomycota, Saccharomycetes, Saccharomycetales, Saccharomycetaceae. Gene Ontology annotation, biological process: regulation of transcription by RNA polymerase II. Gene Ontology annotation, molecular function: transcription coregulator activity. The record is from RefSeq and is a predicted model, not a curated record.
AUGUCAUCAACAACAGUACAACCAGUGCAGCCACCUACAAUGGGUGAUAAUGAUGACAAAUUAUACAAUUCUUCAAUUAAGACCAUGCCGCCAAUGACAUUAGAGCAAUUUGAAAGAGAAUUAGCCAGCAAUCCUGAACAGAACAGAUUCAAAACGGAUUUGACUCAAACCGUUAAUGGUUUGAGAGAACAGAUUUUACCUUUAAGAUUGAAAUUUAAUCAUUUUUUGGCUCUAAUGGCCACAUUGGAUCAAGACCAAAAUAAAUCUUAUAGUGCUGAUAAUAUAAAUGAACAUACCGAUCACCUACCAGAAAAUGAGAAGGGGAAAGAGAAAGAUAAAAGUAAAGUGAUCAGCGACGAUAUUAAGACCGAGAAGGACACAAAGGAUAAUAAUCUAAAAGAUACUUUGAUGUCACCAAGAGACAAAUUCAAUUUAAUAAGAAACCAAUUAAUCAACUUGUAUGAAAAUAUACAGAAAUAUUCUAAAGAAUUCCAAAAUUUGGAGAAUCUUUUCAGUUGUAUUGCUGAAUACUCUGAAACUAAUAAAUCCAAACAAUUUGAACCUUUGGAAUGUUUAUCUAUACAACAUUCAAACAAAGUAAAGACAACUACAAAUACUACAAAUAAUCAUAAUACUUCUACUGUUACUACCAAUAAUGCUAGUACUGCAGUGAAUUCCACAGUCACACAAUCAAAAAAGAACGAUAGUUCUUUAGCAAUAAACAAUAAAACACCUCAACAGAACAACAAUAACAACAACAAUAACAAUAAUAAUAAUGUUACUAUGGCGACAGCAAUACCAAAUAAUACAAAUAAAAGUAAUAUUGGCGGUAAUACAAACACAUCAUCAAGCACAUCUAAUAACAGUAUCACUACUAAUACUACUAAUAACGUUGCUACAAACACAGUUACCAAGAAACCAAGAAAACCAAGACAAUCUAAGAAAGCUUCAAAUGCAGCUAAUUCUCAAAAUUCAACUCCGCAGAAUGGAAAUAUUCCAAUAAAUAGAAAUAACGUGAAUACAAUGAUUAAACCACAACAAAGAAUAAUACAAAGCCCAUUAAUGACAACAAAUCAAAACAUUUCUUUACAAACGAUGAAUAUAGGACAAGGCACGAUGAACCCAUCAAACAUGCUUGGAGUGUCUACGGCAAAUAAUGUACCCAAUACCAAUAUCAAUAAUAAUGCUAAUAAUAAUACUACCAUAUUAUCGCCAGCAAACGUUUUAAAUAAUGCAAUGUUGAACCUGAAUAAUGGAAGCAACAACAAUAACGCCAAUAACAACAACAAUAAUAAUAUGCUCACUACAGUGAAUACAUCCAAUGGAAAUAUGAAUUCUAUUAAUCAAACCAAUCUGACUCCAGCGAAUAUUCUAAGCAUGAGCAAUGCUACUCUUAAUAACAUGAACAGCAUUAACAACAUGAAUAACAUAAGCACCAUGAAUACAAUGAAUAGUAUAAGCCAAAUGACCAAUGUGGUCAAUAAUAAUAAUAAUAAUAAUAGCAGUAGUAAUAGUAAUAAUCCAAAUGAUUUAACUAAUAUUGAUUUGAGUGCCUUUGACUUGAACAAUUUAAAUAUGGAUUUCCUUUGA